AUACAUGGGCAAUUUUUCUUUGCCUUUGAAUAUUAUGAGUCACUUUGAAACAAGUUUCCCAAACAUAUACACAUCUUGCGCUAAUUGCUAAACCAUCUUCAUGUCCAAUAAUUCCAUGUCACCGCCUAAAUACAUUAUAGACAUGGUUCUUUGCUUAUUAUUGUUUUGUGUUCACGUGGUAGUUGUUGCUGCAAGCUCUGAGGGUGUUAGACAUCAAUCACAAGACUGGUUAAACCAUGGUGGAGAUUUGUUCAACAGAAGAUACGCCUACAAAGAGUGUAAGAUAAGCCCAGAAACGGCACCGGACCUGCGUCUGAAGUGGAAGUUCUAUGCAGGCAAAGAUAUCACAGCAACACCAGCCAUAUAUGAUGGCACCCUUUACUUCCCAAGCUGGAAUGGAAAUGUUUAUGCUGUUACAAAAACUGAUGGAUCACUUGUUUGGAAGCAGAACUUGCAGAAAUUGACAGGUCUAAAUUCAACUGGGUAUGCUCAGCUUGUAAAUUGGACAGUGUCAAGAUCCACUCCCACUGUGGUUGGGGAUUUGCUCAUAAUUGGAAUCUAUGGCCCUGCUGUUGUUAUUGGCCUCAAAAGAAAAACUGGGGAGCUUGUGUGGUUGACCCAUUUGGAUAAUCAUCCUAAAGCAGUUAUCACCAUGUCUGGAACAUAUUACAAUGGAGGUUACUAUGUUGGAGUAUCUUCAGUAGAAGAAGGUGCAUCUAUUGAGCAAUGCUGCAUAUUUCGUGGAAGCCUCGCAAAACUUGAUGCACGAUCCGGUGCUAUCUUAUGGAAGACGUAUAUGCUACCAGAUAACAAUGGCAAGAUAGGAGCAUAUGCUGGAGCUGCAAUCUGGGGAAGUAGCCCCUCCAUUGAUGCUUAUAGGAACCAUGUGUAUAUUGCCACUGGGAACCUGUACUCUGCCCCAUUGCACAUACUUCAAUGUCAAGAAAGACAAAAAAAUCGAACUAGGCCUACAGAACCGGACGAGUGUAUUGAACCCGAAAACCAUGGAAAUUCAAUCUUGGCCCUUGAUUUGGACUCUGGGAAUGUUAGAUGGUACCGCCAGCUAGGAGGUUAUGAUGUGUGGUUUGGUGCAUGCAAUAAUGCUCCAACUUCUUCUAAUUGUCCUCCUUCAGGUCCUAACCCUGACUCUGAUUUUGGGGAGGCACCGAUGAUGUUGACAGCAAAAAUAAAUGGAACCAGGAAAGAUAUUGUUGUUGCUGUCCAGAAAAGUGGAUUUGCUUGGGCUUUAGAUCGCAACGAUGGCAACCUUGUUUGGUUUAAGGAAGCUGGGCCAGGUGGGCUUUCAGGAGGAGGAACAUGGGGUGCAGCAACUGAUGAAAGGAGGGUUUACACCAACAUAGUAAAUUCAGAUAAGAAAAAUUUCACUCUUGUACCAACAAACAUGAUUACAACCACUGGUGGGUGGGUGGCAAUGGAUCCUAGCAGUGGCAAAAUCUUGUGGUCUAUAGCUAACCCCAGUAACAGCUCUGCUAAUGGCCCUGUUACCGUGGCAAAUGAAGUUGUUUUUGCUGGAUCCCCUGAUAGAGUUGGAAACAUAUAUGCAAUCAAUGCCAUAAAUGGAAAAAUUUUGUGGUCCUAUGAAACUGGAGGGAGUGUCUAUGGAGGCAUGUCAGUUAGCAAUGGGUGCAUAUUUGUGGGUCAUGGAUAUAGUGUUGCUCUAGGGCCUCUCUUUAAAUUCACAGGUGGAACCUCAUUAUUUGCCUUUUGUGUUUAAGGAAUUUAUUUAGUCAAUAUUUGAAUGUAUAAAUAAAACAGAAACUACUAUAAAUAUUGUGGCUGUUUUUUUU
This is a messenger RNA of Lotus japonicus, 1808 nucleotides long. RefSeq lists its product as uncharacterized. Bases 101 to 1735 code for a protein of 544 amino acids. The transcript has 4 exons. The record is from RefSeq and is a predicted model, not a curated record. Lineage: Eukaryota; Viridiplantae; Streptophyta; Magnoliopsida; Fabales; Fabaceae.